Molecule: messenger RNA, 2492 nt
Organism: Oldenlandia corymbosa var. corymbosa
Lineage: Eukaryota; Viridiplantae; Streptophyta; Magnoliopsida; Gentianales; Rubiaceae
Source: the annotation of a GenBank genome assembly
UUUUUUUCUCCCUAUCAUUUCUCAUAUUAGAGAUUAGAGAAAGAUCAUGGAAGAAACUCGGUAACUUUGCUCCAAUUCUUUAGGAACCAUCCUUCCAUAGUCGACCGCAUUCAACGAGGAAAAGCAUCGGGUCCGCGUGGUGGACCUGUAGUGGUAAUUUAACGUGUAAGGUUUGGUUUCCCAUCGGACUUUUUGAUAACUUGCAUUCACAUCUAAGUACGGUGCAAAUCUACUACUAUUAUAACGUGGGAAGUCUCAUUUUUGUACAGUAUUUUCGUUGGUUCGUUGGUCGUCAGCCUCCCUCCUCUUCCCCUCUUCUUCCUUCCGUCACCCCUAUCUCCCCUUCGUACACCUCCUUCUCUUCCCCCAUAAACCUAAGCCUCUAAAAUGAAAGCAAAAUCAUUCAGUGGCCAAGAAAGCAGCCAAACUCUUAUUUCGAUUCAUAAUUCCCAGGUGUCCUUAGUUUUUCUCAUUUGUGGAUUUGGGUGUUUCAUCGGAGCAAUUGCUGGAUUGGUUCAUGAUUUCUUGGUAAUUUAGUAAUUCCGUCGGAGUAGUUACCGAUUGGUGCUCCAAAAAGGAUGUUCUUAGAUCAUAUAUAGCAAUUGACAAAGCUGUACAUUGAUUGCCAUCUGUUCGAGAUGUUACCAAUUUAUGUCGGUGGAUUUGGCAGCGAAGACGCUCCUCAACUGUUUGAUAAAAUGACCAAGAGAGAUAAUAGACUCGAAGUUACUUAAAUGUACAAAUAAGCUCAAUUCAGAGUGCUACACAGCCUACACAUAGAGUCGAUUAAUUGAAAGGUCCAUUUUGCUGGACGAUUCUACUCUUCCCAAUAUCCAAAAUUUCAUUAUCAUUUGAAAAUAUGAGGUUUUGUUUUCUCGAAUUCAGAGAGCUCCCAAUAAGUUUUGGAAAAAGGAGGUUUGGUUUACAUAGUUUCUAUUAGCAACCGUAAAAAACCAUGUACAAGUAUAAAAUUUGAAAUGAAUGAUCUCUGAGCUUUCUGGUAUUUGUAAAUAUAGGUAAACAAUAAAAUGAGUUAUUAAAAAUAAGAUAUAUUUUCAUGUGUUACAAUAUUAUUAGAAUCAAUCCAAGAAAACAAUCCCACAAGAAUUAAGCGUGAAAUAAGUUAUACCAAAAAAAAAUUGUUUUCGUUUGUUAAAAAUGCAAAAGAGAAAAAACGCUUAAAAAUAAUCUUUUUAGUCUAAUAAUUGGUCACAAUUAAUGUAUAAUCUCAUUUAAAAAUUAAAAUUACCAAAUUAUAUUGACUCCGCGUAGCGGGUGCCAUGAAAUUCUUAAUAUAAUGAAAGUGUGGUUUCUCUUAGUUCACAUUGAGUUUUAAAUUUUAUAUUAUUUUUAGUAUAAAUUUUAAAAGGGAAUUUAAUGUAUUUUUCUGCUACAAAUGGAGUAUGUAAGAGGAAAAAAAACUAGAAAUGAAUUAAGGGAGUCUCAUUCACCAACUUUAGUAGCCACCUGCAUAAUAAAUCUAGUAUAUAUUUUUUUCUGAAUUAUUAUUUUAAGACAGGAAAAAUUAAGUCCAUACUAAAAAUUCUCUACGAUGAAAUGUGACACAUGUAUGGAGCAAUUUUGCGUAGAAGUUUCAAAAACAGGUCAUCAUUCCGUGUCGUUAUUUUUCAAAUAGAAACACAUUAUCUAAUUAAUAAAGAUUCCUUUGUUCAACUCCUGUCUUCAUCUAUGCUCCAGGCGACAACGAAGAGAAAUGAGCCGGAGUUUCAGGAUGGAUGAAGGCCCAUCUUCAUCUUCAUCAUCAUCAUGGAGAAGGCUGCGAAGAUCCAACAGUUUACUAUUGGCAUCUGAAUUAGCUGUGGACUCCGAGUUUGCAACAAUCGGCCCCUACCAAAGGCUUUCGCAGUCCAUGCAAAUUGAUUCCGGAUCAGGAUUUCUCUGUAAACCCAAUAAUAUUCAUCUGAGCAAGGGCGGAGCUGCUACAGCUUGGACCGGUAAGCUCGGGAAGCUUUUUACCUUCAAAGGGAUUCGUGGCAGAUUACAAGUGCCGGUGGCCGGGAACAAGCCAGUACCGGAACUGGGUGUGGCGACUCAGCCAGCUAACAAGAAAAAACGAUCAUCUUGGCUUCCUGAUCCUGAUCGAAGAUGGCCCGUUCAAGGAUGGUGAUUCCUUUGAUUUUUUAUUUUUUUUUUCAGAUUUAUUUCCGUUAAUUUUCCAGCGUUUGACAAAUUUUGGAUCCAGAACCAGAGGUUGUAAAUAGUCAAAUAUUCAAAGAGUACGUUACAACGUGGAAGUGUCUUAUGCCAGAGUGUAAUUGACUCGGUCAAAUUGUGUUAUUCAUUUUUAAAAUUGGAUUGCGAUAGUGUUUGGUAUUAUUCAUGUUUUGUAGUAUCAAACUUUGGCGUGUAUCUUUCACUUCCAAUGGAACAAUACGCAAUGAUAAAUUCCUAGAAACACCGUGAUUCCCUAAUUUAGGAGUUACCAGUUCGUCGCACUCGACAUCAAAGUGUCAUCAAACGCUUCAUUUGCA